UAAAUAAGCAUAUAUAUUGUUAGGAAAAUCAUGUUGUUAUGCCUUUUGUGGUUAUGAAUAUUCUAUUCUUCACCUAAGGGUGUUUCCAAUAAGGUGAAAAUUUUGAUCACCCCACAAAUCCAAAAGGCAUCUUAUGCCAUUUAUCUUUCUCUAAAUUCCUUGUGCUGGAAGUUAUACUCUUCACACAAAUUAUACUCUCUCUCUCUCUCUCUCUCUCUCUCUCUCUCUCUCUCUCUCUAACCAUAAAAUGAUGAAGCAAAGCAUAUAUGCUCUCUGAACUUCACUUGUCAACAGUGAAUGCCAAACCUUUCUUUCCUAUUUUUUUUCUUAUAGAAAUUUAUUUAUUUAUUUCAUUUUAAUGAAGUAUUGAACUUUAUGUGUUUUUGUCUAAGCUCAUCUCAAGCAAGGAAUAUAAGUGUGAGUGUCUUAAAAAAUUGAUGAGUAAGCUCAGUUUUUUAUGGCUCAUUUUUGGCUCAUACCAAAAUUCUCUUCUUCAUACAACAAUCUUUAGCAUUUUUGUUUGAAAAAAUUCUUAUACAUACUUUUUUUUUUUUGCUAUAGGAAUUCAUACAAUUUGCACAUUUAUUAGCAUUAAGGUAAUCUUUGUGAUGUCAAGAAUAUUGGACACUCUUAGUGAAUUUGCAUUAAAAGGGUAAAACCAUUGCAUCAAGAAUAUUAGCAUAUACAUUACACAUAUGGGUUUCAUAACAUGGACACCAAGCCAUACAUGGCAACCAACAAUGACAACAGAUACAACUGCGUCGAGUUAUUGGUUGAACUGGAGAUUCUUCUUUUGUGCACUAUGGAUUUUCAUCUCAAUGACACUAGCAUCUUAUUUAAUAUUCAAGUAUGAAGGAUUCAAUAAACAAAGAUCUUCUGAGAGAGAUGAAAAUCAUCAAGAAGCAGAUGGAUUGUUAUAUGAAGAUGAAGCUUGGAACACAUGCGUUAAAGGGAUAGAUCCGUCGUGGCUUCUUGUUUAUAGAAUCAUUUCUUUUGUUGUUCUUUUGGCUUUGAUUAUUGCCAAUGUUGCUACUGAAGGAGCUGGUAUAUUAUACUAUUACACUCAAUUGACCUUCACUUUGGUUACUAUUUACUUUGGGCUUGCAUCAUCAUUCUCACUAUAUGGAUGUUUAUUUAAACACAAAAAAUUUGGUGGAAGAACAGUCAAUGGUGCUUCAUUAGAGGCAGUAAGCACUUAUAUGGCUCCAACUCUUGAAAGGGUUUUAGAUAUUCCUGAACUGACUAAAAGUCCUGAUCAGGAAUUUCAUACCAGGGAAAUUGCUGGUGUAUGUGGUUACAUUUUCCAAAUAAUUUAUCAGACUUGUGCAGGCGCUGUAUUUCUCACUGAUUUUGUAUUUUGGUUUGUCCUUUAUCCAGUGAGAACAUCCAAUCAUUACAGUCUUGAUUUUUUGAUUUUUUGUAUGCACACCAUUAAUGCUGUUUUUCUCCUUGGUGACACAUCAUUGAAUUGUAUGAGAUUUCCAGUGUUUCGAUUUGCAUAUUUUGUAUUGUGGACAGCUACAUUUGUGAUUAUUCAGUGGAUAAUCCAUGCUUGUGUUUCAAUUUGGUGGCCUUACCCUUUCCUUGACUUGUCAUCUUCAUAUGCACCCUUAUGGUACUUGGCAGUGGCUCUCAUGCAUUUUCCAUGCUAUGGCUUAUUUAUUUUGAUAGUGAAGUUGAAGCAUUUUUGGUUAUCUAGAUCAUUUCCUGGAUCAUCAAGAAUUGUACAUUGAUUACACAAUCCAGAAAUAUUAAUCACUGAAUGAAGGCUACCCUUUAGAUAGCCUAACAAAAUCAUUUUGAAGACUAGAUUUAGAUCAUUGUUUGUAUAUGUCCUACAUAUUUAUCUUUUUCACAUCUCUUGUUGCAUAUCCUCAACUUUCUUAAAACUAGGAUCUUUUAGAAUACUUUGACAUGUCAUAUCUUAGUGUUUGAUGUAAUUGGUUCACAAACUAUAGCUGCUCUUAUGAGGGAAAUGGAUUAGUUAUAUAUCUCAUCCAUCCCAUAAAAAUUAAUGGUUGAGAUCAUUUAAAACUAACUUAACAAUUUUGAAAUUAGAGUUGUCUAAUAUGAAAUCAAUGACCAAGAUUCGUCGUGUGUAA
This is a messenger RNA of Medicago truncatula (barrel medic), 2102 nucleotides long. RefSeq lists its product as uncharacterized. Gene Ontology annotation, cellular component: membrane. The transcript has 8 exons. The record is from RefSeq and is a predicted model, not a curated record. Bases 696 to 1733 code for a protein of 345 amino acids. NCBI's taxonomy places the organism in Eukaryota, Viridiplantae, Streptophyta, Magnoliopsida, Fabales, Fabaceae.